AUGGCCACAAAUAUAGGUUUGGACCCUUGUGAGUGGCCCGAACGCCCAUCAACACCUUGGGAUGGCGAAGUAAUGUUUAAUGCAUACAUAUAUGAAUAUCUUGCCAAGCGCGGAUAUGUCGCCACAGCGCAUGCCCUCCUCAAGGAGGCUCGCCUUCCAAAAGGAUACAAACCUCCCAUCUUAACGCCACAGGGUCUUCUUUACGAGUCAGCACAGUGGUGGUGCACGUUCUGGGUUUUCUUUGAGGGAAACCGCGAAGGAUCUGACUAUGAUGACCUGAACACAUAUCUCGAUUACUACAAGCAAAAGACAAAGAAGGCCAAGGAAGCCCAGCAGCGGGCAUUCAGAAAGUUGGCGAAACCCUAUGCAACGCGACUACGGAAACCGCUACCUAAGCGCAAACCACCCCCAGCAGCGUCAGAGAUACCAGCCACGUCUCCUUACGAACCAGAAUCACGCUCGUCAGCGGCACAGCACGCGUGCUCAUCUGAAGUACCGAUCUCGGUCUGUCCUCAGAUGGAGCAGCCACUCGUUGUCCAGCCUGUACACCAUUACCAAUACAGCGGCCAGCAUUGGGUAGACCCGGCCUCGUAUGCCGAAGCGGCUGCUCCUGUACAACAUGAGCAUACAACAUGGGAGGCCGGAGUCCUCAGUGGCCACCAGCCCAUGUACCAGACCGAGGACCAAGCCUUCGCAUUCCUCGGAGCACCCCAUGAGAUCUCAUCAGGACAGACGGAGCAAUUAAACUAUACCCCUCAGAAUUCACCGUCAUCCAUCGAAUCGAGCAUCUCGCCGACGACGCCGACGUUCCUGCAGCACUUUUCCAACGGGUAUACAGAGCAGAUGCCCUGGAACAUGAAGGCCGCGUACAGCCCACCCGUUGCUGACGCGGGCAACAUAUACCAGCCGCAGGCCGACUACGAUUGGCAAUUGGGUGGUUUCCUACCGUCGACAGAUAACACACCAGCGUUCCCGUGA
This is a messenger RNA of Postia placenta MAD-698-R-SB12, 978 nucleotides long. RefSeq lists its product as hypothetical. The record is from RefSeq and is a predicted model, not a curated record. The coding region runs from base 1 to 978 and encodes 325 amino acids. NCBI's taxonomy places the organism in Eukaryota, Fungi, Basidiomycota, Agaricomycetes, Polyporales, Adustoporiaceae. Gene Ontology annotation, molecular function: protein binding. The transcript has 4 exons.